Molecule: messenger RNA, 2922 nt
Organism: Cyclospora cayetanensis
Lineage: Eukaryota; Apicomplexa; Conoidasida; Eucoccidiorida; Eimeriidae
Exons: 15
Coding region: 1-2922 (973 amino acids)
Source: RefSeq, a predicted model, not a curated record
AUGUUUUCUGCGACCUUCUUCUCAGCGCACGGCUUCGAGGCCCUCUGGGAGGCCGUUAAACCUCAUGGCGAUCCUGUGGAGAGCCUUUUCAGCUUUAUGAAAGAACAUGGAAGCCACUACUGCGCAUUUCGCUUCUUUCGCUCAUACGCGGGUCGCUUGAGCGUCUCCCAGAGACUGCGCCUCCGACGCUUGUUGCUAGAGCUGCAUCCAGGCCUCUUGGCUGCUGCGGAGGUGGCGGAAGCGACACACCAGGAUCUUAGAAGCUUGAUAACGCUUGACAAGGCGCUCCUAGGUCGGUACGGGCUGGAUAGCUUCCCAGAUGAAUGGAGCCGACGGACGGCAGGCGCUGCGGCACGUCUUCAGGAGUGGCGGCGUUUGUUUUUGCAACAUGGUAAUCGCCAGCGAAUGGAGUCUCUGUCCGCCGACUUGAUUGGAAUGUCAGUGGAAGUCUUUAUGCGGUGGGAUAGGGAGCUGGAAGAUCCGCGUUCGGCUGGCGAUCAGCAGGAGAAGGACCCGUGGGCUAGGAGGCGGUACCUCUUCGAAGCGCUUUCUCUGGUGGAAGCGGGUCUCUGUGUGGAGCCUCUGCGGACUUCUCCCAUGCUACACCAAAUACGCGUUGGUCUCUCCUUCCUAGUCGGUGACACCUAUGCAAUACACCAGUCCUUCGCAGCCAUGGAAGUCAAGCAGAUCCUCCUCCUCUCCAUGGGGCUUUACCUCACAGCAGCUCAGCAAGACUAUGAAACACCGCCGAGUCAGCGCAGUCUGCAGGGUUAUGCAGCUCCGCGGCUAAAGCAGCUGCUCUCUAGGGGCGCCUGUGUCGGUGUUCAGUAUACAGACUAUCUCUCUGCCGCUGUGGAGGAAGGCAGCUUUUCUUGGCUUCCCGAAUUCCGCCUUUGGGGCCUCAUUACGCAGCACUCCCUUGACGGGCUCCUCGUUACGCUCCAGGACGCGCUGUACCGCUUGUACGAGCGUGGAGGCUUUGGACCCUCCGAUUUGCUCUUCAACGUUCCCACAGAGCCUGCAAUGGCAGAUCUCGUUCGCGGGGGAGCACUCCGGGCAAGGGCCCUCAACAGGGGCCCCUUGGAAUGGUGGCUCACAACAAUGGCUGUUAUGCCGCCAGUCGCAGACGCGUGGGGUGAAGCCGUAGGAGCUUUAGGCGGCCUCACGUGCUCCGAUCUGGGGGCGUCUUGCAUCAGCCUUUUGCCUCCCGAGGAGCUUCACGCACGCGAACUAACGCACCCAAUCCGGAGGGCCCUUGUGCUGCACAAGACUCGGAAGAUAGUGCUUAAGCGAGCCUCCCCCACACAGCAAGCGGCGGCAGAGGGAGAAGACGUCCAGUCCAUAAACAAGGAGCAGCAGCAAACUGCAGGGGCCCCCGGAGAACAAGAGGGGCCCUGCGAGGCGGCUAUUUUGGAAGCAACAUUUCAGGCAGAGGAAAAGGCGCUAUUCGCUGUCUGGCAGGCGAACCUGCAACCCAAAAUUUGGCACAGCGCAUGGCCUAGUCGUCUGCUUGGGGCCGAAGCAAAUCAUGCACUAACGCGCCACAACUUUAUCCAGGGGCCUCCCAGGCCGGAUGUCUCGCUAACAGCGGGUGCUCCUGGAACUGCUGAAACCCUCACAGGCGAAGCUGGAGAUAGGCAGCUCUAUGUGCCGUGGCUAAGUGAUGGAGAACGCGAGGUGCUGGAUGCUUUGGCUAGCGGCUCUUUGGGGGCUUCUCGCCAGGACCAGGAGGGCGAAGGAGGGGGCCAUCGUUGCGGCAAGCGGGAGGAUGAAGGGCAGCCGCCAUCUCCUUCCCUCGAGAAGCGAGCAGACUGCAGCUGGAACUGGACGGUCCCUUGGUGCUCUGCUCCACACUGUGCAGCGCGCCGUCACCCCAAAGAGCCUUUGACAGGCGCUUGCGAAGGAGAAAGGCCUCGAGGGGCCCCCCAGGAGAGUCUUCCCGACGAAAACGGCGCGAAAAACGCAGCUGAUGUCUUAUCUGGAGCAGAGGGGGCGUUUAAAGAGGCCGUUUCUUCUCUACGGCGUUCCAUCCCCGGCAGGGCCAGACGCCUGAGACUGCUAUUUGCGGUCUUGCGUCCCUCCGUUGGCUUCAAUGAAGAGCAGCUUCGCGAAAUGGAUCGAUUUGUGGCAGAGCUUAAGCAAGUCAUCGACGCUUCGCAACAGCUGCGCGGUAAGGCCAGAAAACUCGACAGCGAGAGAAGUACAAAACGUGUGCCGACAAGUGCUAUGGAGAAGGGGGUUUCUACCGAGGCUACGGUGGCUGUCUCUAAUCAUCUCUGCGAGGCGCUCGACGGCUGCAGAGAUUGUAUGAUGGCUUGCUGUACGGCCAUUCUGGACGGCAUAGGGGAGCUGAAGGGCUUGGGUCGUCCUCUACUGGCUGGUGAAAAUGUUCGGCUUUCUCUUUUUGAUGCGCUUUUCGUGUUGAGCCAAGUGGGAGUUGUUUCGCUGGCCCUCAUCGGCACCCUCUUCCAGCAACUGGCACUCUGGCAUCAGGCGCUCUGUAAAACCCAGGGUGUGAAGUCUACCGUCUUUUCGGUCAUGAUGACGGAUGCACAGCCUUCGAUCGACGCCUUUCUUGAAUGCCUACGCGCGCAGCACAAGAGUGUAAGCCGUAGCGACUUAGCCUUGGGGGGAAGGUUCCGAGGAAUGAGGGGUGACACUCCGUGCUGUGCACCAGCCGCUCAAAAGUGCGCAUUGGGCGUGGCCCUCACUGUUGAAGAGCUUACCAACGGGGGCAACAGGGGGAGGGGGGGCAGAAACCAUGUGGCUUUUUCCGAGUAUAGAAUGGCUCUCAUGGCAUUGCUUAUGCUUGUGCUUAUGCAUGCAUGCAGCUGGCAGACGCGAUGGACACGGCUGUGCAGCUGGAGCCCAUGGGAAGGGCCCCCUGGGUGGAGUGCGCUGGGGGCCUCCGCUAUGACGUAG